CGGCCGGCGAGAUGGUUGUGAAAACUUUAUUUUCAUACUUUACAAUGUAGAGUGAAAAUAAACUUAUCUUUGUGAGCAAGUUUUCUCUGUAACGAGUAUAAAUAAAACAAAGCUGCGCUCAAGGCUCACACAAGAACUUGAAUCACAUCCUGAAGUUGGCUGCCACUCAGGAUGUGACUUCUGAUAUUGAUGUGCCGGUGAAAGCUAAAAGAUGUAAAGUAAAAUGAGUCAAAUAUACUUUAAGUGCUGCAUGAAACUGAUCUUGCCAUGUGAUCUGUAAGCUCUUUGAAUCACUAAGGAAUGUUUUUUUAUUUGUUGAUUUAUUUAUUUAUUUGUUUUUUUAUUUCAAAUUUUCAAGUACACUUCAGGUGUUGUACUUGUACUACACUGUCCUCAGGCUCCAGCCUUGUUUUAUAUUGAUUGUAUUAAAACAAAGAAAACAAUCUGAAGUUUUUUUAUUUAUUUACCGGUCCAGCCCACUUGGGACUAGAUUUCCCUCAAUGUGGCCCCUGAGCAAAAAUUAGUUUGACACCCCUGGUCUAGAUUGUUUCUCUUCAUAAUGAUGGAGAUCUUUUUUUAAUCCAGUUCUGCGGACUCUGCCCAAUUGAUUUAAUUGGACUGACUCCAGCUGGGUGAAGUCUAUCUAGUAUCUGUCUAUUGACUCGUCGAAGUUGCAGGGUCGUGCAACAGCCAGUGUUCCAUUUCAUCUGGACAGAGUAGAGUUUAUAAUCCAGUAUCCGUGAGUAUCUGACAGACUGCAGAUCAAUCUGCACAAAUCCUGUUUAGCAGCUGUUUUUCAGUUAGCUCGAUCUGAUCUGAGUGGUUAGCUUGGCCAACUGAUAAAUGCAGCAUGUGGACGGACAGUGACGAAAAACUCAGAUUCAUAUACACACCUGCUGCAUCAGUAAUUCUGUUGGUGUGAACACACAGAAUAGCUGUGGCCUCAUGAGUAACAUGCCUUAACGGCUCGAAAUAUUGUGAUCUUUUACCGUUGGGUACUUUUUAUUGGAUUAUUUCAGAAUUCGGGUUUGAAAACACCAGAAAAUAACAGUAAGAUUGUGUCUUCAUGGUAGUUCUUGGCGAGCAUUACAGGCCCACACUCUGCGUUAAACCCAGCUGUCGUUCACCCCCUCCAACAGCAAAGGGGCUGGGGAGAAUUGAUGAUCCAAAAUGACAAAAAUAGACAAAGCAGGAGAUGCUGUGUGGGUUAAGUGUUUAUGUCCGCAGUUGUUAACCCACAAAGAGGGAGUAGCCGAGGAAGAGUCGGCAGGACAAAGCCUGUGGAGCAGGCCAGGCACUGUCAGAACCAGAGGUGUAGAAGGAUGAGAGGUUUUGGCUGAUAGAAUAUGGAAAAGAAUGAAAAUGGAAGUAAGCUUUGCUGUCACAUUUUAAAAGUUUGGACCGCUUGUUGUUGGGUCGAUUAAUGCAGCCAGUAGAGGGGAAGUGGAAUGGAAAGCCUCGUGUCUGUGGACGCAAAGUGAGAUACUGUAAACACUGCAUGUUGGGGGCCGUCUAAAGGAUUGUGAAGACUCAUUUUGAAACUGAGGUAAAGCUGGGACCUUGAUUUCUAAGUUGGAACUAUGGGUAAUGGAGCAUCGUGUAAAUCCUGUGGAUCAGUGAAAGCUUUAAAGAGCAACGGGAGUGACUCAAAUCUGCACUCUGACUACUACAGGGCUGUUGACUCUGGUUCUGAACUGCAGGAUUUCCUGUCCGACAGCAGCACCAGUUUUCUUCGAGCUGCUCGAGCAGGAAACACUGACAAAGUCCUCGAAUUCCUAAAGAAUGGAGUGGACAUCAGUACAUGCAACCAGAAUGGACUCAAUGCAUUGCACCUGGCUGCUAAAGAAGGACACACGGAUUUAGUGGAGGAGUUGGUGCAGAGAGGAGCAUCUGUUGACUCCUCCACAAAGAAAGGAAACACGGCUCUCCACAUCGCCUCACUGGCUGGGCAAAGAGACGUAGUCAGACUGCUGGUGAACAGAGGGGCAGAUAUCAACUCUCAGUCACAGAAUGGCUUUACUCCACUCUACAUGGCAGCCCAGGAAAACCAUUUGGAGGUGGUGCGAUACCUGUUGGAGAACGAGGGGAACCAAAGUAUUGCAACAGAAGAUGGCUUCACUCCUCUCGCCAUCGCCCUCCAGCAGGGCCACAACUCAGUCGUCUCCCUGCUCCUGGAGCACGACACUAAAGGGAAGGUCCGCCUGCCGGCCCUGCACAUAGCAGCCCGCAAAGAUGACACCAAGUCGGCCGCUCUCCUGCUUCAGAAUGACCACAACGCUGAUGUCCAGUCUAAGAUGAUGGUCAAUAGAACCACAGAGAGCGGGUUCACCCCCCUGCACAUUGCUGCUCACUACGGCAACGUGAACGUCUCCACCCUGUUGCUGAAUAGAGGAGCUGCUGUUGACUUCACGGCCCGGAAUGGAAUAACACCUCUUCAUGUGGCCUCCAAGAGAGGCAACACCAAUAUGGUGGCUCUGCUGUUGGAUCGAGGAGCCCAGAUAGAUGCCAAAACAAGGGAUGGUCUGACUCCGCUGCACUGUGCAGCCAGAAGUGGACACGACGCAUCAGUGGAGCUUCUGCUGGAAAAAGGAGCCCCAAUUUUAGCAAGGACCAAGAAUGGACUGUCCCCGCUGCACAUGUCUGCCCAGGGAGACCACAUUGAGUGUGUGAAACUCCUGCUGCAGCACACGGCGCCUGUUGAUGACGUCACGCUCGACUAUCUCACGGCGCUGCACGUUGCAGCUCACUGUGGCCAUUACAGAGUCACCAAGCUGCUUCUGGACAAGAAGGCCAAUCCUAACACAAGAGCUCUGAAUGGGUUUACCCCUCUCCACAUCGCCUGUAAGAAGAACCGGGUGAAGGUGAUGGAGUUGUUGGUUAAAUACGGUGCUUCCAUCCAGGCGAUCACUGAGUCUGGGUUGACACCCAUCCACGUAGCAGCUUUCAUGGGUCACCUCAACAUCGUUCUGCUUUUGCUGCAGAACGGAGCCUCUCCCGAUGUCCGCAACAUUCGUGGUGAGACAGCUCUCCACAUGGCAGCGCGGGCAGGGCAGAUGGAAGUGGUUCGCUGUUUGUUGAGAAAUGGAGCGUUGGUGGACGCCAUGGCUAGGGAGGACCAGACUCCCCUCCACAUCGCAUCUCGUUUGGGGAAAACAGACAUUGUCCAGCUGCUGCUGCAGCACAUGGCCCAUCCAGAUGCUGCCACCACCAACGGCUACACUCCUCUCCACAUCUCAGCCAGAGAGGGUCAGGUAGAGACCGCUGCUGUGCUUCUCGAGGCUGGAGCGUCACACUCUCUGGCCACAAAGAAAGGCUUUACUCCCUUACAUGUAGCAGCUAAAUAUGGAAGCCUUGAUGUAGCUAAACUUCUCCUUCAACGAAGAGCUCUACCUAAUGAUGCUGGGAAGAAUGGUCUAACUCCACUACAUGUAGCAGCUCACUAUGACAACCAGGAGGUGGCUCUGCUGCUGCUGGAUAAAGGGGCAACACCUCAUGCUACUGCAAAGAAUGGCUACACUCCUCUCCACAUCGCAGCCAAAAAGAACCAGAGCAACAUCGCUUUAGCGCUACUGCAGUUCGAAGCAGAGACCAACGUUCUGACAAAGCAGGGGGUCAGUCCGCUGCACCUGGCGGCCCAGGAAGGGCACGCUGAGAUGGUCAGCCUGCUGCUACGCAAAGGAGCCCACAUCAACACCACCACCAAGAGUGGACUGACGCCUUUGCAUCUCGCAGCCCAAGAAGACAGAGUGAAUGCAGCAGAAGUAUUGGCGAAGCACGAUGCUAAUUUGGACCAGCAAACCAAACUCGGAUACACUCCUCUGAUCGUGGCGUGUCAUUAUGGCAACGUGAAGAUGGUUAACUUCCUGCUACAGCAAGGCGCCAGCAUCAAUGCUAAAACCAAGAAUGGUUACACACCUCUACAUCAGGCAGCACAACAAGGGAACACACACAUAAUCAAUGUUCUGCUGCAGCACGGGGCCAAGCCUAACAUGACCACGAUGAACGGGAACACUGCGCUGUCAAUUGCCAAGCGCCUGGGUUACAUCUCCGUGGUGGACACACUGAAGGUCGUCACUGAAGAGGUCAUCAUGACCACAACGACGGUGACAGAAAAACACAAACUCAACGUCCCAGAGACCAUGACUGAGAUCCUUGACGUGUCUGAUGAAGAAGCUCUGAAGGUGGAGGAUGAGCCAUUAUCUGAAAUGUCUGUGAGACUGGAAGGUGAAGACACAAUGACAGGUGAUGGGGGGGAGUACCUGAGAGCGGAGGACCUGAGAGAACUGGGAGACGACUCUCUGCCAGGACAGUACCUGGACAGCUUCAGCUACAUGAUCCACAACCUGGACAGCAGGCCUCAGGAUACUCCAGUUCACCAAACCUUCCGUCAGAGAGAAGGAGUUCUCAUUGAAGACAUACUCACGAGCCAUCAGGUGUCGGCACUGUCCAGAGAACACGACAAAGAGUCUUUUCGGCUGAGCUGGGGAGCUGAACACCUCGAUAACGUCGUGCUGUCCUCAACUCUGCUGCACUCUGGCCGUUCCUCUCCAUGCCUAGACCAUGACAACAGCAGUUUCCUGGUCAGCUUCAUGGUGGAUGCCAGAGGCGGAGCUAUGCGGGGCUGCCGUCAUAACGGCUUGCGGAUCAUCGUACCACCAAGAAAGUGUUCAGCGCCCACGCGGGUGACGUGCAGGCUGGUGAAGAGGCACCGUUUGGCCUCGAUGCCCCCAAUGGUGGAGGGUGAAGGGCUUGCUGGUCGCAUCAUUGAGGUGGGGCCCACUGGAGCGCAGUUCCUUGGUAAGCUGCACCUUCCCACCGCUCCCCCCCCUCUGAAUGAGGGUGAGAGCCUGGUCAGCCGUAUCCUGCAGCUGGGUCCUCCAGGAACAAAGUUCCUCGGGCCUGUGAUUGUAGAAAUUCCUCACUUUGCUGCUCUGCGAGGCACAGAGCGAGAGCUUGUGAUCUUGCGGAGUGAAUCCGGAGAGAGCUGGAAGGAGCAUCACUGUGACUUCACCGAAGAAGAGCUGAACCAGAUACUCAAUGGCAUGGAUGAAAAACUUGAUUCUCCUGAAGAGCUUGAGAAGAAAAGAAUCUGCCGCAUCAUCACCAGGGACUUCCCGCAGUAUUUUGCUGUUGUAUCCAGGAUAAAGCAGGACAGCCAUCUGAUUGGGCCAGAGGGUGGGGUCCUCAGUAGUAAUCUUGCACCUCAGGUCCAGGCUGUCUUCCCUGAGGGUGCCCUCACUAAAAAGAUCCGAGUUGGACUACAGGCUCAGCCUAUUGAUGCUGAUUUGGUGCGAAAGAUUCUUGGGAGCAAAGCGACAUUCAGCCCGAUUGUGACGUUAGAGCCGAGACGGAGGAAGUUCCAUAAACCCAUCACCAUGACGAUCCCCAUUCCCAACUCAGACGGGCCCAGUGCUGUGUACAGUGGGGAGACCCCCACUUUACGUUUGCUGUGCAGUAUUACAGGUGGAACCACCCCUGCACAAUGGGAGGACAUCACUGGCUCCACACCACUCACUUUUGUUAAUCAGUGUGUUUCCUUCACCACGAAUGUGUCAGCAAGGUUCUGGCUGAUAGACUGCAGGCAGACGCAGGAGUCCGUUAAUUUUGGAUCUCAGCUGUACAGAGAACUCAUCUGUGUCCCAUACAUGGCUAAGUUCGUCAUUUUUGCUAAGACGUUGGACCCCAUUGAGGCCCGGCUGCGCUGCUUUUGCAUGACAGACGACAAGAUGGACAAAACCCUGGAGCAGCAAGAGAACUUCACUGAAGUGGCCCGCAGCCGAGACGUAGAGGUUUUGGAGGGAAAGCCUAUAUACGCAGACUGCUUUGGAAACCUGGUACCUCUCACCAAGAGUGGACAGCACCAUGUGUUCAGCUUCUUUGCCUUCAAAGAAAAUCGUCUAGCCCUCUUUAUUAAAAUCAGAGAUACGGCACAGGAGCCAUGUGGUCGGCUGUCCUUCACCAAAGAACCGCGCACAUACCGGAGUCUCAACCACAACGCCAUCUGCAACCUCAACAUUACUCUGCCAACUUACUCAAAGGACUCAGAUUCAGAGCAAGAUGGAGAUGAUGAGAGUGAAAAGACUGACAAGAGAUAUGAUGAAUCAGAGUCAACUGAUUACUCCAUGAGAACUAGCCAACAUGUUGACUUUGCAACCCUUGCAAGUCCAGACCUUCUAUCAGACACGUCAGACAUCCGAACCUCCGCACCUUUUCCUACAGAAGUAUACGAGGAGAAAGCUAGAGCUGAUGGGUUGGAGAGGUCGUCAUGUGUUGGGGAAAAGCCCAACAAUUGGCCUGAAGAUGUUGGAGAAAUCCAAAAAGAUGGCAUGUCUACAAGUGGACUUAUGGUCAAAGACAUGACAGAUAUGGCCUCAAAAUGUAGCCCAGAUACAGAACAUCUGGAUCAGAAAACUGCAGUGACAUAUAAGCAUUCAGAAGAUUUUGCCCAAACCAGAUCUGAGCAGACUACUGUAUCGCGUGAUAGCAAACUCCCCCCAAAUAUCAAAAAGCCUAUCAGGAAGAAACUCAGAGACAGAGAGCUUUCUAGGUGUAGCAGCUCUGAAGGUGAGCUAGAAAGAGCAAGUUCUGAGGAGUCUUUAGAUAGUGAUCCUGUUCUCAGUGGGAGUGGGCUUAUAACUCAUUCAAACACAGAACCUCCAGUUUCUCCUCUAAUUAUUGAGACACCUAUAGGGUCUAUAAAAGAUAGGGUUAAAGCUUUCCAGACCAAGGCUGAACUGGAAGAAGCACAAAAGGUAGAAGAAGAAGGGGUACAGAACCUAACCUUGCAGUCUUCAGGUUCCUCUCUAGUUACUGAUACAUAUACAGGGUCUGUUAAAGACAGAGUUAAAGCUUUACACACCAAGGCUGAAAAGGGAGAGAUAUACAAACAAGCUAAAAGUCUAAAAAAUGAAGGGAAACUUUCUGUGAGCACAAAAAGGACAGAGGAAAUGAUGCCCGAACUUCCUAGACUUCCCAAGUCCCCUAAAUCCCCAAGGUCUCAGACAGAAAGAUUAGAAGAGACCAUGUCAGUGAUGGAGCUUUUGAAGUCAUUCCAAAUAGGGCAGGACCCAUCAAAAUGUAAAUCAGGGCUUUUUGAGCACAAAGCAGAACCUUCUACUUAUAUAAAAACGACAACAGACUCAGCAGAUUCUGAAAUGACACAUGAGACCGAACAGAGUCCAGAAAAUGAGCUGCAAUCAAAGAUGCAAACAAGGAGUUCCAUAAUUUCCCUUCAGCACGAUGGCAUAAAGGCAAGUGACAAAACAAACAUCAGGGACACAAAUAAUGCUGAAGAAGAAAGAGUUUCUGAUAGGCCUUCUGCUGGAAAAACAGUCAAGUUUGCUGAUACAGUUCAGUAUGAAAUUGUAAAUUAUGACACAGACAGAGAUCUAACAGAGAGUCAAUGGUCAGACAAGGACACUGUAUCCGUCAAGGAGCGCAUGAGAGUGUUUCAAACGGGGGAAGGAAUCCCCAAAAUUCCAUCACAGAAAGUAGUUUCUCCUUGCAUUUCAUCACUGAUACCCGAACCUCAAUCUUGUGAAGAGACACAAUCAGCCAAGCAAAGUUCUCCACAAGGGCUGAAAUCACAAGUCCAAGAUCAGAGCCUCACUGCUGUCCAUCUUCAGGCAGAUUCCAUCAUAGAAGAUCGCACAGAUUCAGAAGAUCAAACAGCAGAUCAUCAUUUGGGUGAUUCUUCUGCAGAUUCAGGUGGUUCCCUUUUGGAGACGACAGUGAUGUCUACUAUUAAAGUUCUAAGUGAUCCUAUACCAGUUGGCACUGGAGAAAGGAAACCAGAAAACCCCUCUGUGUCUGUAAAAGAGCUGAUGAAAACAUUUCAAACUGGUCGGGACUCCUUGAAAGCUAAAUCGGAUGAUUUUGGGUCAGCUGGCUUGAGAGAGAACCAGCGAACUAAACAUGAAGCGAUCACAGUGCCUCAGAAACAAAAUGAUCAGGAAAAAAAUGAAACUUUGGGUUCAAAGUUCCUAAAUGAUAGCUUAAAGGGAGAAAUGGAUGAUGAAUCCCAUCAAAGUUUAGACAUUACUUGUUUCACAGAAACAGCAAGACAAACCAAGAGGAUUCCCUUUGAUGAAGGAAAGGUUAGCCCUACGAUAGAAAAGACAGAGUUGUCAGAGAAAAGUCCAGAGCAGAUUAAGAUGGAAGAAUCCCUGCUGGGCACUAUCAGGACUUCAUUUGAUGAAACCCAGAUCAGUCCUGAUCGGAGAACUUCUGAGGACUUCAGCGCUGACAUAAAAGCUGAGUUGGAGGACAAUCCUGAGUAUCAACUAUUCAGGCAGACAUCAGCAGCUGCUAGUGUUAAUUACCAACCAUUCAGACCUGAGGAUGAGAUUUUGACAGAUGAUUCUGACACAAAUCCAGUUUAUAUCUUCAGCCCCAGUUUUGUAAGUGACAUCAGCCCUGGCAGUCCAGCGAGUUUUAAGCAUGAAGGUCUUGCCGAAUUGUCAGACACUAGAGCUGAUGGAAGAAAGUCUUGCUCCAGUUCAGAAGAGAUGGAGAAAUCUAAAGGACUCACAGCACCCCACCAAAUUGUCAGUCACAUGUUUACUCACUCCACAAGUAAAGAUGAAACAUAUGGCAAAUUUGCACAUGAAGAGACAAUAUAUGAAGCAACUAAAGAAAAUGUAACAGUUGAUCAUGAAACCAAACUGUUUUUUAUACCAAGUGAUACUGAAGAAACAGAGGUGAAGGAUCCAAAACAACAAGAUAUGAGAGAGGAAGAGACAAAAGACAAUCUGGAGACUAACAUAGUAGAAGUUGAAGAAUCAUCACGAAGAUCCGUUUUAGAGACACGGUUCCAACAAACUGUCUUUGGGAGAACGAUUGAUGCUAAACAGACUGAAAAAUAUAUGUCUGAAACAUUGCACCUCAGGAGUGACCUUGAUGUCCAUCUCAAAGAAAAGCCAGUGACAAAGAUAAAUUAUCCAGAUUCAGAAGAAGAAGAAGUUAGACUGCCAAGAGACAGUUUAAGGGAUGGGACAGGUGAAGUUAAAGAACUUUCAGCUAGUCCACCUUCAGAUACUCUAUUUCAAAAAGUUUACAUUGAAAGGCAGGUACAUUCAAAACAAUUGGUGACUGAGAAAAAUAUGUCAGGCAUGUUGUCACACCUCAGUAGUGACCUUGAUGAAUAUCACAACAAAAUUCCAGAAACUAAACAGAGACAUCCAAAUGAAGAUCUCAAUGAAAGACAUGAUGAAGCUAUAUUGCCUAAAGACAGCUUAAAGGAGAGGAAAGGAAAAGAGACCAAAGACAGUCAGCACGGUGAUGUAGUAGAAAUUAAUGAACCUGAAGUGAGUCCACCGUCUGAGACUACAUUCCAACAAUUUCACACUGAGAGGCAGGUAGACUUGAAACAGUCAUUAACUCAGAAGAACAUGUCUGGCAUGUUGUCACAUCUGAGUAGUGACCUUUAUGAGUAUCUAAAAGAAAAGCCAGUAACAACACAAAGCCCACUAGAGAAAGACUUGGUCAAUGAAACAUGUGAAGAAAUCAAACUAUCUAGAGAACGUUUAGUAGACAGGAGGGAAGAAAGGCCAAAAGAAACCUUGCAAGCUGCUGUGGGAAUAAUGGAGGAACCAUCGUCAAAUGCAGUUGUAGAGACUCAAUUCCAACAAGUGUACAUUGAGAGGCAGGUAGCCACAAAACAGACUGAAAAGAACAUGUCUGGCAUGUUGUCACAUCUCAGUAGUGACCUUGAGGAACAUCUCAAAGAGAAGCCAGUAACAAAACAAAGCCCACUAGAAAAAGACUUGGUCAGUGAAAGUUGUGAAGAAACCAAGUUGUCUAGAGAAAGAUUAGAGGACAGAACGGAGGAAACCUUGCAAGCUGCUGUGGGAAUAAUGGAGGAACCAUCAUCAAAUGCAGUUGUAGAGACUCAAUUCCAACAAGUGUACAUUGAGAGGCAGGAAGCCUCAAAACAGACUGAAAAGAACAUGUCUGGCAUGUUGUCACAUCUCAGUAGUGACCUUGAGGAAGAUCUCAAAGAGAAGCCAGUAACAAAACAAAGCCCAUUAGAAAAAGACUUGGUCAGUGAAAGUUGUGAAGAAACCAAGUUGUCUAGAGAAAGAUUAGAGGACAGAACGGAGGAAACCUUGCAAGCUGCUGUGGGAAUAAUGGAGGAACCAUCAUCAAAUGCAGUUGUAGAGACUCAAUUCCAACAAGUGUACAUUGAGAGGCAGGAAGCCUCAAAACAGACUGAGAAGAACAUGUCGGGGAUGUUGUCACACCUCAAUAGUAACCUUGAUGUAUAUCUCAAAGAAAUGCCAGUGACAAAACAAAGCCAUUUAGAUGAAGAUCUAGUCGGUGAGAGCUGUGAAGAUGUUAAAUGGUCAAGGGACAGUUUAGAUGACAGGAGGUGGGGAGAGCCUACAGAAAGCCAGCAGACUGCUAAAGUAGAAGUUGACGAAUCAUCACCAAACUCUGUUUUAGAGACUCCAUUCCAACAAAUCUAUAAUGAAAGGCAGGUUCACUCAAAACAAACUGAGAAGGAUUUGUCUGGCAUGUUGUCACAUCUCAGCAGUGACCUUGAGGAAUACCUCAAAGAAAAUCCAGUAACAAAACAAAGCCAUCAAGAGAAAGACUUGGUCAGUGAGACUUGUGAAGAAAUCAGAUUGUCUAGAGAAACUUUACAAGACAGGAGAGAAGAAAAGUCAAAAGAAACUUGGCAGGCUGCUGUGGGAGAAACGGAGGAACCAUUGUUAAGUCCAACUUUAGAAACUCCAUUCCAGCAAGUUUACAUUGAGAGGCAGGUCCACUCAAAACAAUCAUUGACUCAGAAGAACAUGUCAGGAAUGUUGUCACACCUCAGUAGUGACCUUGAUGGAUAUUUCAAAAACAAGCCAAUGACCAAACAAAGCCAUCCAGAUGAAGAUCUAGUCAGUGAGAGCUGGGAAGAUGUUAAAUGGUCAAGGGACAAUUUAAACGGCAGGAGGUGGGAAGAGCCAACAGAAAGCCAGCGGACUGCUAUAGUAGACGUUGACGAAUCAUCACCAAAUUCAGUUAUAGAGACUCCAUUCCAACAAGUCUACAUUGAAAGGCAGGAAACCUCCAAACAGGCUGAGAAGAUUUCAUCCAACAUGUUGUCAUAUCUCAGUAGGGACCUUGAGGAAUAUCUCAAAGAAAAGCCAGUAACAAAACAAAGUCUUCCAGAGGAAGACUUGGUCAAUGAGAGUUGUGAAGAACUCAGAUUGUUUAAAGAAGGUUUGGAAGACAGGAGGGAGGAAACUUCAAAAGAAUUCAGGCAUGUGGUAGAAGUUGAUGAAUCAUCAUCAAAUGCAGUUUUAGAGACUCCAUUCCAACAAGUCUACAUUGAAAGGAAGGAAGCCUCAAAAAUGAUUGGGAAGAACAUGUCUGGCAUGUUGUCACACCUCACCAGUGACCUUGAGGAACAUCUCAAAGAAAAGCCAGUAAAAAAACAAAGCCAUCAAGAGAAAGACUUGGUCAGUGAGGCUUGUGAAGAACUCAGAUUGUCUAGAGAAACUUUAGAAGACAGAAGGGGGGAAAAGCCAAAAGAAAGUUGGCAGGCUGCUGUGGGAGAAAUGGAGGAACCAUUGUUAAGUCCAACGAUAGAAACUCCAUUCCAACAAGUUUACAUUGAGAGGCAGGUCCACUCAAAACAAUCAUUUACUCAGAAGAACAUGUCAGAGAUGUUGUCACACCUCAGUUGUGACCUUGAUGGAUAUCUUACAGAAAGACCAGUAACAAAACAAAGCCCCCUAGAGAAAGACUUGGUCAAUGAAAGUUGUGAAGAACUCAAAAUGUCUAGAGAACAUUUAGAUUACAGGAGGGAGGAAAAGCCAAAAAGACCCUUGCAGGCUUCUGUAGGAGAAAUGGAGGAACCAUCAUCAAGUCCACCUUUAGAGACUCCAUUUCAGCAAGUCUACACUGAGAGUCAGAUAGCCUCUAAACAAACUGAGAAGGAUUUGUCUGGCAUGUUGUCACACCUCACCAGUGACCUUGAGGAAUACCUCAAAGAAAAUCCAGUAACAAAACAAAGCCAUCAAGAGAAAGACUUGGUCAGUGAGACUUGUGAAGAAAUCAGAUUGUCUAGAGAAACUUUACAAGACAGGAGAGAAGAAAAGCCAAAAGAAACCUGGCAGGCUGCUGUGGGAGAAACGGAGGAACCAUUGUUAAGUCCAACUUUAGAAACUCCAUUCCAGCAAGUUUACAUUGAGAGGCAGGUCCACUCAAAACAAACAUUCACUCAGAAGAACAUGUCAGGAAUGUUGUCACACCUCAGUAGUGACCUUGAAGGAUAUUUCAAAGACAAGCCAAUGACUAAACAAAGCCAUCCAGAUGAAGAUCUAGUCAGUGAGAGCUGUGAAGAUGUUAAAUGGUCAAGGGACAGUUUAAAUGACAGGAGGUGGGAAGAGCCAACAGAAAGCCAGCGGACUGCUAUAGUAGACGUUGACGAAUCAUCACCAAAUUCAGUUAUAGAGACUCCAUUCCAACAAGUCUACAUUGAAAGGCAGGAAACCUCCAAACAGGCUGAGAAGAUUUCAUCCAACAUGUUGUCAUAUCUCAGUAGGGACCUUGAGGAAUAUCUCAAAGAAAAGCCAGUAACAAAACAAAGCCUUCCAGAGGAAGACUUGGUCAAUGAGAGUUGUGAAGAACUCAGAUUGUUUAAAGAAGGUUUGGAAGACAGGAGGGAGGAAACUUCAAAAGAAUUUGGGCAUGUGGUAGAAGUUGAUGAAUCAUCAUCAAAUGCAGUUUUAGAGACUCCAUUCCAACAAGUCUACACUGAAAGGAAGGAAGCCUCAAAAACGAUUGGGAAGAACAUGUCUGGCAUGCUGUCACACCUCACCAGUGACCUAGAGGAACAUCUCAAAGAAAACCCAAUGACAAACCCAAGCAAUUCAGAUGUUGACCUUAUUCAUGAAUAUUGUAAAAAGGUAACAUUGACUACAAAGACUGAAAAGAAUAUGCAUUCAUUCUCUUAUGAUGACAGCCAGUUUGGUAGAGACCAAUCAUGGUUUGAUGACAAUAAUGAUCCCAGGAGAAACGUAUCAGUUGAGAGUGCAGCAACCACUUCAGAAAGAGCAGCAUUUCAUCCUAAAGAAUCUUCUGAAGGGACAGUGAACAAUGCAAAGUCAUUUGCAAUUAUACUUAAUAAUACAACUGAUAAAGAAAAUGUCAAUGUGGAUGCUUCUAUUUCACAUAUAGAAACACCAGAUUUGUCACAACUUCCAAAUACUUGUGAUGUAAAAAAACGACCAGUUGAUUUAGAUUACCUGAACACAGUAAGGUCUGAUGACUCUGAUAAAGAGUCCUGUCAUCAGGAUUCAUUGGAGGCAAGCCCUCUCGUGGAAGAUAGAUCAUCAGAGAAAUCCCCAGAUUCUAUCGAGCCAAGUCCCACCAAAGAAUCUCCAUGUCGGGACUCUCUUGAAGGAAGUCCUACUGAAAUCAAGGAUCCAGAACAUCAGUUGCCAGUGAAGACAGCUUUAUAUGAAGAUUAUGCUUCCCAGCUCAAAGUGUGUUUUACAUAUGACAAAAGCAUUUACACAGAUGAGUGGGAUAAGGAAGAGGACAAGGUUGAGAUUACACCAACAGACAAGGAUUCCACAGACAGAGUUGGUGAACUCACAUGCUCAAAUGAAAGUCUGCGCAUACUCCUCAGACAAGACUCUCUUCACACAGAUGGUGAGGAUGAUCCCACCACUAAACAAUUAACUUCAGAAGAAGAAAUGUUUAAAAUAGCUGUAAAAAUCAAAACCUUUGAGGAGAUGGAGCAGGAGUCUAGAAUCAAAGGAGAUAAACGUCUAGAUGCUACUUCGCCAGUUGAGACAUGUGAUCAUGAGGUUGACGACAGAGAUUUAAAAGAUGCACUACGGAGUUGUUCUAAAGGAGAUAAAAGAGAAAGUACUAAUGACCAGUGUAAGUUAAUAAAUGAUCCAUGCAUUACAGAGAAGAAAGACAGUCAUCUGCCUUUUGGAACUUCUCAGUCUAUUGAUGAAUCUCUACAAUUGGCUGCAGAAAACAAAAAGGAAGAUGAUAAUGAUGAGGUCUCUGUGCCUUUUUCUGCAGAAAGACAAACAGACAUCUACAACGACAAGUCAGAAGUAACUGAUGCUUAUUAUACCUGCUCGCUAACAGAGCAGCACCCUUCGCAUGAUGAUAAAACAAUUGAGCGUACAUUGCCAGAUGGUUUGGAGUUUGCCAGCGAACCACAGGCAGAGGAAAAUUUGGCAAAGUGUGAUAGUUACGGUAAUGUCAUCUCAGAGUCACAAGCUGGGACUGAGGAACAAAUACACUUUAGUUCUGCUGAAUGCCCCAAAACACCAGAAAAAGCAACACUUCAGACACCAGGCAGUGCAAGUAGCCCUAAUCCAUUUCAAUUUCAAGAAGGGAAGCUGUUUGAAAUGACUAGAGGAGGAGCUAUUGACAUGACAAGAAGAACUCUAGACGAAGAGGAAGGAUAUACAUUUUUUCAUGUUGGAGAAAAUCUUCGAGAACAUGAUGAAGUUCCAGAUGCAUCUCAAGAAAACAUUGAUUCUGUUUCAGACAAAACUGUUCAAGGGACCCCUAAAUCACAGCUGAAUCAGAGCAUCAGUGGUGCAGUUUCUAGUCGUAAACCUGAAGCUCUAAAAUUCACUUGUAACAAUUCAGAGCCAGAUGUUAAAAUUUGUUGCCCCAAUGCUCCCACAAAUAGUCAAGCGGAGGCUGAAAGUCUUGGAAACCUUGGUCUAGACUAUCUAGAAUACACAAUAGCUGAUCUUAAGACAGACACAUUAUCGGCUGGUCAUGUGGUGUGUUCAGACUCCUCCUCCUCCAGUGAUGAUGGUGAGUUUGAGGAGGAUGAAGAGCAGUGCUCAGUCGUAGAACUGACCUUUCCAGCUUCAGAGUCUGAUAUUCAAGCAUUUCGUCACAGUUCUCCUCCGUCCCCGGUAGUGAAAUCAGUGUGCACAUUUGGAGAGGGCAGAUUCCUGAAAGAUCCACAGAUAUCAGAGUCUGCUCAAAUCUACAGAAAAGUAGAAAAAAUCUCUGUCUUCAACCGUAGGACUAGAUCUGAGGCAAGCAAUACAAGUAACACCACUAAUAAAGUUAGGAGUUAUUCUGAGAGUAGUGAACCAUCUAAUGUAGCUAACAUUUCUCCCUCCAAAACUACUCCUGCAGUGCAAGAGGAUGAUACAAUUCCCUCCUGUGCUCGACCUAAAAAGGACAUCCAACUCUUUGACACAGUGGAAACAUCUGUUAGGUCUUCUUUGGAAACUGAUGAUAGGAGCAGCUCUAGUCACAUUAGUGUAGAUUCAGUAAUCUUCACAUAUGACAUUCCAGCUUCACAUAGUUCAGACUCUGAUGGCAGUCAGCUGCCUGCUGUGCAUCCAUCUUGUGGGACAGAAGAUGUGUUUGAGUCCAGGCCUGCCUGGGAUGACACAGUGGAAACUCAGAUGCAGAGAGUCGUUGAUGGUCAAUCUCCAGAUGGUACAUCAGCUGACUGGCAGGAUGAUGCUGACAGGAAAGAGGAGACAUUAGCAAUAAUUGCUGAUCUUCUUGGAUUCAGCUGGACUGAGCUCGCACGAGAACUAGAAUUUAGUGAGGAGGACAUUCAGGUUGUGAGAACAGAGAAUCCUAAUUCUCUGCAGGAGCAAAGCCACGCUUUGCUGCAACGUUGGGUCGAACGUGAAGGCAAACAUGCCACAGAAGAUUGCCUGAUAAAGAGACUGACCAAGAUUAACCGGAUGGACAUAGUUCAUCUAAUUGAAACCCAGAUGAACAAGUCCAUUCAAGAGCAGACAUCUCGGACCUACGCAGAGAUAGAAAAGACGCUGGACCACAGUGAAGUCUCAGUAGCUCUGUCGUCAGUGCAAGAAGACACAGACAGCCCCAGGAUUGUUAGGAGGGUUGAGUCAGACCGUAAACCACCUCCGGCCGUUUCUGAAGAAGACCUCUCAGUUGCUUCCCUUCUGGACAUUCCUUCGUGGGCAGAGCCUGCAGGACAAAUCCACUCUGAGAGUGUACACGGAGACCUUUUGGAUGAGCUUGAGAUCCCACAUGAACUGAACACUAACCUGUGGACCCCAGAGGAAGUUAAUACUCAAGAAUCUGCAAGUCAUUACAACUCAGAUGAACAAGUUUCAUCUGCAUCUUCCAAGAUAAAUCUUUCUCAAUCACCAAAAGGGGAAAAUGUGGCCUUAGGACUAAGUCACGGUUUACCACCUGAGACACAUUUAAUGGCAGCUAAACUAGAGUUACCUCCUCCAGCUACCUUGGACUUCAUUAAUACACAACCUGACGUCAAAAUGACUGGUCAAAGCAGCUCAUCACUAACAGAAGAAGAACGGCUCCAAUUGCGAGGACAAACCAAAGACUCUGGAGUAGUGAAGCAAGAAAUCCAAGACAGUUCAAAUGUAGUCACCAGAAAAUCUUCUGACUCCCCUCCAACUUCACCGGGAUCUGGUUCUCCUCAGCUGGAUCAGCUUCUGUCUGAUUUAAAGGAGAUGAAACUCAAGUUUAGACCAGAGACACUUGACUCCCCUUUCUCCGAGCCUUUUGACGAAAGCUCUGAAGAGGAGGAAGCUUAUAUGUUUGAAGAGCUUUCACCUGAGGAUCAGUCUCCAACAGAAAAAAGUCAAAGCAGAACAGAGGUGGCUGCAGCAGGUGCUUUUGAAAUUCAAAACGCUAACCAUGAAGCGAUAACUCUACCUACGGAAAUGCUUUCUGCUUCCAACUCUUCCCAAAUUGAACCAUCUCUGAGCUCGUUCAAGCAGGCUGUGAAUGCCGCUGAAGAUUCCACGCCUGGCGAGACUUUGAUGUCUACUUUUGGGGGAGAUUUUAAAAGCAGUAUUCCUAUAAGUCAGGGAAAGCCAGGCUUACCUACCCAACAUGUUGACUCAAAGAGUGCGACAGCAAAAACAUCUGCACGGAUCUACAAAGAUCAGGAUUUAUGGGAAACCUGUCCUGAAUCAGUGUCACCCCAGUCUGAUUUUACUCCUGGUACAGUCACAUCUGCAAGACAUCUCAGCUUUGAGGAGAUGAUCCCAUACAGAUCCUCUCAGAGCCCAGAGGUACCUUCAGAUGAAGUUAGGCCAGGAACUUGUGAGCGGCAUGCUGAAGAAAACCUGAGUCCUGUUGGUUUUGAGGGGUUUGCCUCUCAGUCGUCUUUAUUCCAACAGACACCUGAGAUGACUUCCGAUGAGGAGUACAGCAUUCCACUUGGUAGAGCAGAGACUUCCUCUGACUCCGAUAACCACGUCCACACCCCUAAGAGGCCUGCAGACUUUGAACAUUCUGACCUGGAGUCGUACUUCGACUGCAAACAAGGAGUCUCUGAUUUUUCAGAGCCUGAACUUGAUGGAGCUGAUAUUACAGCGAGAUUAAAGGAAGGUCAGAUCCCAGAUGAGCUGAGCCACAGUGGAAGGCAGAAAAAGGCGAGUCAGAAAAUGCUGCUGUCUUCUGGGAGCGAAGACUAUGAAGAUGCCCCUUUAGCUCUUGAUUAUCAUCACCUUGUGCACGAAAAGAGGGAAGCAUCAGAAGAAGAAUACUCUAUGAGCAAAACGUCACAACUUCCUGAAACAAAUGAUACUGUCAAAUCUCUGAGGAGGGAGAUCACCGCAGAGCUCGGGUCCAUGUCAGAAAGUUCAGAUGAUGAGUUUUUGACCACCAGAAUAAUACGAAGGAGAGUUGUCAUUCAGGCUGAUGAAAUGCCUGACCUCCCCAGUCAGUUAGUGAGUGAGGAGAGGUACAAGGACGAAAACGGACACAUAGUCAUCAAAAGGGUUACACGAAAAGUCAUCCGCAAGUGUGUUUCAUCCGAUGGUGUGGAGCGUGAAGAGAUGUCAGCUGGAGAUGUGCAGGAGUUCUUCGCUCCAGCAGACGGAGACAGGUACUCCAAAGUGGUGAAGAGGACUGUCAUAAAAAGUGAUGGAGACCACACCGAGGUGACAUUUGCUACACAUGAAGGUUUCCCUUCAUCCAGUCAACAAGCAGCUACUUCCUGUGAGCUCAGUCGGACCGACAAAGCAUUAGUGGAGGGUGAGCGAACGAUGACUACUCAUGGUGAUGCAUCUUUAUCAACUGACCUCCCAUCAGCCCAAGAUGACUUCAAUCAGGCACUGGGUUAUCUCUGUGGUUUGAGCAGAUCAGAACUCCCUCCUGUGGUAGAAACAGAGACUGUCAGAGAAAAUGGGACUGUGAUCAGAAGGGCCCGCAUGCGUAAAUCUAACAUCCUCAAACAAACAGUGGUGAAGGGAGAUGGACAGAGCCGACAAGUCCUCCCAGAGCAAGUGGACACCCCCAGAGCCCGUGAUCUCCUGCAGCAACUCCACCCGCUCUUUCACCGCUGCUACGAACAAGAAGAAAACAAAGAACAAAGAGUAGAAGAAUAAGGAACUCUCUCCCCUUCUCCCCCUGCUCUAUCCACGCUGAAGUCCCUGCUGAUCCUAUGCAUUCUCCACAUGCAAUCCCAGUGUACACCUCAGAGAAACCAGUUUUCCCAUUUUAGCCCUGGAAGAUGGCAUUGUUGUUCUCGUAGACGAGUUUUUUCUGUAGUAAUAUAUAUUUCCGAGUUUUAUUUUUGAUGUUCUUGUGGAGUUUUUUUUUUUUUUGCCUUUUUUAUGACCAAAGAAAGCCUUCAGUUGUUACCCUGAUUAAUUUUACUUUGAAUGUAGAAAUCUUAAUUUUGUCUUGAACAUUUGGUAGAUAAAGAAUAAAAACUGUUCAGAUCUAACUCACAAACCUCAGACGAUGAGACAGGAUUCCACUUUGCACUGGCUCCGAAAACUGAAACCAUUUCCUUUCUGCUUUUUGUUUUCAUUGGUUCAGGCGAUGAUGUCACUAACAGAAAAGCUGAUUAUGCUAACAGCUGCUGUCGUGUUUUGUGUAGACUACGUGUACUCUUGUCUUUGAUAAUGAUAUAUUAUCUAUAAUCAGAAAAAGCUGUAGCCUAGGAUUAAUAAUCACCCAUCUAGUAGAAAAGGCAUGGCUAAUCAACGUCUGUCAGUUUGAUCCCAGCUUUGACAUUUAAACGUUCCUUUCCCUCUCUGUUUCUUUUUUUUAUUAUGUUUUAUUUAUUUAUUUAACUCCUGUUGUAUGGAUGGUGAAUGUGACUAACCAGACUUCUGCAGUGACUGCUGGUUUCAGUACUUUAUCUUUAACAAUGUGUAAACUUUUGUUUAGAAAUGUCUUUUUUUUAGUUGCUCAAAAUAUAUUUUAGACUGAUUGUUUCUUUUCAAAAGUCCUCAGUUUGUCACCGAGUAACAGAACAAUCACAGCUGUUCUACUGUUACAUUUCUUUGUGAAAAAGUAAUCAGGUGUUUCCUGUUUUAUUUUAAACUUUUAUUAGUUCACAUUUUGGAUAAGACCGUGUGAGCGAGCGUGUGGUGAAAGAGAACGUGUGCUGUUUAUUUUACACUGACUGCUUUUGCACUCUUGAAUGUGAGGCGAGAACACCUCCACGCUUUGUGCACAGGUUAUUAGGUUCUGCAGCGAUACUAAAAGCAUCCGAGUAAAAGCUCAAUAAUCAGUUUUACACAGCUCUGUUCCUUUAUGUACCCACCACGUGUAUUUACAUCACUUCUCACUUUCUUUGCCAUUUAGAAAAAUGUCAGAUGCAAAUUAGGCAAAGUUCACUGUGACAGUAUGCUUUUAAUUUGAAAGAUCAGCAUCCCUUUUCUGUGAUGACAGUUACAUAUACAUAUACAGUACAUAUAUAUAUAUAAAUAUCUUCGAGGGCAUGUGUUACUGUAUCAGAUUUCAAAAAGUAAAUACAAACCGGCUGCAGUGUAUUUAUGGCUGAUAGAAAUAAAAGUCUACCAAUU
Nothobranchius furzeri (turquoise killifish) is the source of this 19769-nucleotide messenger RNA. The record is from RefSeq and is a predicted model, not a curated record. Lineage: Eukaryota; Metazoa; Chordata; Actinopteri; Cyprinodontiformes; Nothobranchiidae.